CACGUCAAAAAAAGAGAUAAUUGUUCCGUGUUUUCUGCAGAUUAAUCGGAAGGUUCGAGGGUUUUCCAGGAUGUUCAGCCCGGUGAGGAGCGGGGACAUCAUCCACCUGAACGUGGGGGGGAAGAGGUUCAGCACGUCCCGCCAGACGCUCACCUGGGUUCCAGACUCCUUCUCCAGCCUCCUGAGCGGCCGCAUCUCCACCCUGAAGGACGAGACCGGAGCGAAACAUAAAGGCAAAGAGAGACCCACAAGUUAUCGUUGUGAUCACUGCAAGAAAGUCCUCACCACUUCAUCAGGUCUGAGAAAACAUAAGAUGAUUCACACUGGAGAUAAACCGUUCACUUGUGAUCAGUGUGGAGCAGCUUUUACCAGAAAAUAUCAUCUAAAGAUUCACCAACGUAUUCACACUGGAGAUAGACCGUUCACUUGUGAUCAGUGUGGAGCAGCUUUUACCAGAAAAUAUCAUCUAAAGAUUCACCAACGUAUUCACACUGGAUAUAAACCGUUCACUUGUGAUCAGUGUGGAGCAGCUUUUACCACAUCAAGUGAUCUAAGGACUCACCAACGUAUUCACACUGGAGAUAGACCGUUCACUUGUGAUCAGUGUGGAGCAGCUUUUACCAGAAAAUAUCAUCUAAAGAUUCACCAACGUAUUCACACUGGAUAUAAACCGUUCACUUGUGAUCAGUGUGGAGCAGCUUUUACCACAUCAAGUGAUCUAAGGACUCACCAACGUAUUCACACUGGAGAAAAACCGUUCACUUGUGAUCAGUGUGGAGCAGCUUUUACUGAGUCAGGAACGCUAAAGACUCACCAACGUAUUCACACCGGAGAUAAACCGUUCAGAUGUGAACAGUGUGGAGCAGCUUUUACCCAACAAGGUAGUCUAAGGACUCACCAACGUAUUCACACUGGAGAUAAACCGUUUAGGUGUGAUCAGUGUGGAGCAGCUUUUACCCAACGAGGUAGUCUAAGGACUCACCAACGUGUUCACACUGGAGAUAAACCGUUUAGGUGUGAUCAGUGUGGAGCAGCUUUUACCCAACAAAACCAUCUAAGGACUCACCAACGUAUUCACACUGGAGAUAAACCGUUCACUUGUGAUCAGUGUGGAGCAGCUUUUACCCAACAAAUCCAUCUAAGGACUCACCAACGUAUUCACACUGGAGAUAAACCGUUCAGAUGUGAUCAGUGUGGAGCAGCUUUUACCACAUCAGGUAAUCUAAUGACUCACCAACGUAUUCACACUGGAGAUAAACCAUUCAGAUGUGAUCAGUGUGGAGCAGCUUUUACCACAUCAAGUCAGCUAAAGAAGCACCAAUGUACUCACACGAGUGAUAAACUUUAAAGAUGUGAUCAGUAUGAAGUGUGGAAUUGCAAAAAACACCUCAGCACAGCAAAAAAAGCUAAAUAAUCAGACAAGGUCAUACAAAAACUUGAAAGACUAAC
This is a messenger RNA of Cololabis saira (Pacific saury), 1449 nucleotides long. RefSeq names its product gastrula zinc finger protein XlCGF26.1-like. Gene Ontology annotation, biological process: protein homooligomerization. The record is from RefSeq and is a predicted model, not a curated record. The coding region runs from base 71 to 1348 and encodes 425 amino acids. NCBI's taxonomy places the organism in Eukaryota, Metazoa, Chordata, Actinopteri, Beloniformes, Belonidae. The transcript is spliced from 4 exons.